UUCGUCAUGUACACAAAACAAAAUCAACAAAUUCUAGCUGCCCUAAUUUAAUAUACUGUGAAGGUCGUUAAUACACACUACUCGUGAGUAUGAAAAUGUAUCGUCGCGUAUUUCACUGUUGCGUGGUCAUAACUGCACUGCGGUUCUCCAUCGCAGAUGUAAAAACAUUCUAUGGUGAAAAGAAGCAAUCCUACGCAAAGUACAAACCAUGGAACGCCACGUACAUGGGUACACUGAAACUAAAAUUCAAAACACAGCAUUCUGAUGGACUCUUAUUCUACACAGAUGAUCAUCAACUGAAGAAGGGGCGAGGUAACUACAUCAAACUUAAACUUCACAACAAAAGAUUGGAGCUUCAUCUGCAGUUGAGUUACUACCUUGAUGUCAAUAAUUUCGAAGCACGAACUCUUAGCAACAAGAGGGUACUUGGAUACCAUUUGAACGAUAACAAAUACCAUUUUGUAGAAGUUGUAAGAAUAUUCAGACAGACUCUCUUUACAUUGGAUGGGAGAACGGUUGAGAUGACGUUUGGGAAAAAUGCUUUGCAUUUGAACUCCUCCAUAUAUGCUGGAGGUGUACCAAAGAAACAACGUACGUUUGUUGAUGCAGACGCCAUCUAUGAGAAGAGGUUUGUUGGUUGUAUUAGUAAGCUUCGUUAUGACAAUGGAGUAGGAUUGGAUAAGGAGCCAUCUUUAGCUGUGGCGGAAGAAGAACAAGGAACACAAACGGGCUGUCGUGACGCAUGCGCAAUACAGGAAACGCAGACUUGUCACCAUGGUGGUCGUUGUUUAAACAAAUAUGUAGAGACAGGUUGUGAUUGUGUAGGUACAGGUUACACGGGGCACUCUUGUUUACAAGCAACGGAAUCCCUCCAAUUUUUUGGCUCCGAUUACUUGGUAUGGAGACCAAGGAUACAAUUGAACAGCUUUGCUACUGAAAUUUCGCUACGGUUUAGGCCAGCUCAACAGUCUGGCAUUCUGUAUUUUGCUUCCAGUGAUAAUUUACAGAAUGGUUAUAUGUUCAUCGAGCUGUACAAGAUGGCUUUGAUACUGGUGUUUAAAACAAAAGAUACAAAAGAAGAAGUGGUCACACUAGGAGACAAUAAAAUUAAUCAAACAUCUUGGAGAUUUCUACGGAUAGUGAGAACUGGCAAAAGUAUGUCUAUACAUCUAGAUGAUGGUACAUCGGUGAGAAAAUAUGUCAAACAAAGUAAUGUUGACGAUUAUUCCCUACCGCCUGGGUCUCUAAACAUAACAUACGUGUACGUGGGAGGUCUUGAAGACCCAAAUGCACUGUCCAUGUCACGAAGUCAAAAACACUUCACUGGGUGCUUGCAAGAUAUCAUAAUUAGUGGGUUCGAUUUGCUUCGAAUUACACGGGACUGGGCUGACUACAGUGUCACACGUGUUGGGAACAUUAAAAGUGGCUGUCGAGCUGACAUGUUCCUCGACGCAGAUUUCGAUAAUGUGUCAAUGGGCUUACCGUCACUGACAACACAAAAUUCCAAUGAAACUGGCUGGGAAACAGACAAAAAAGAAAGAAAAGGAACAUCAGAAAUAAUAACCUCCAAGAAACAAAAGACAAAAGAUGGCAUAAGUGAUCUUACAUGGAUGAUUAUCGGUAGCUCAUGCAUUAUCGUCCUCAUUCUAAUAACCGCCGCUGCAUUGUCGUAUCGCUGCAUUCAUAAGCAACGAAAGGUUCGCAGAAGAAGUUUACGCGAGCAUUAUCUACAGCAAGUACAACGUGGCGAUGAAGAAGAGCUUCCUCUAAACCAACGCUGCAUACGAGCCGAGAUUAACAGAUGUGAUUUGAAAACAUUCAGUCCAGUACGACGUGCAUUUUAUAUGUCGCCUAAUGAGUCUGAAACACUUCAACGGACUGACGAAACAGUUCAUCGCAGUUACGAAGCAAUGGUUCGUAACCGGGAUGAAAUUCACGGUAACCACGAAGAAAUGUUGUUACGACACAAAACGUUGCAGCAUAGUCAUACCAAGAAAAGUUUUGACGCCGAUCAACAAACGCACUACUCUGUUGAGAUUGUGCAUAGCAAUGGUAAACCACAAUCACUUGUGCAACAACAUUCGAUAGAUGAGAGCUUGAAGAGUGAAAAUGCUACUUUGAGAAGAUGUCGUCGGUUGUGAACAAUUUGACCACUUUUCUGGUAACAUUAACAAAGAUGAUAGGGUGUGGCAUAAGAAAUCAAAAUGCGAGCAAAUUGGACAUUAUAUUUAAUUUUACUAGAGUCCGUGUUAGACACCUGUUUCUCCAGUUUGGUAUACCAUUUUUGAUCACAAUAUAUAAUAUGUAGCAUUUUCUUAUUUUUUGACUAGGAAACAAGUUUUAUCUUUCGCUAGCUGACCUUAACAGCUCAAUAAGUGGCACGAUAACUCACAACAUUGGAUUCAAUCCUUAUUUUUUUCUAGUAUAAUGAUUAUUUUAGAUAACAUAUUUUUUUAGGGUUGUGCUACCAGGUCAGUUUAUUAAGAAAAUUUUUUAUUUCCUACAAAGCCAUUGAUAUCAUCGAUCUUGCUGUUUCGAAGAAGGUCCUAUUAUACUAUUUAAAUAAGAAAAUGAUCCAUCUUCUCUGCCCCCUAGUUAUUGAUGUUAGAAUCGGUAAGAAGAACAUGUUGCAAAACCUGUCUGUUCGUUCUGCGACGUGUGGCUCGAAUGGAUUUAAAGUGUAUCAGUAUGUAUUACGGUAUAAAUCCCCUUAAUCUAAGUAGAAGUCUCAUAUAUACAUAUUCCUCAUCGUUAAAUGUUGGUCGUAUACAAGAAAAUUUUUACUUCACCAACGUGUCGAUAAUCGAGUUUAAGUAAAACAUACAAUCUCAAAAUGGUUUUAGAUCACGUGUUCGGGAUCCUAACAAUGAAUAAACUUUGCUUUAAAUUCUAUGAGUUUACAUAUUAGCAUGAAAGUAUGGCUACUACUGAUU
Hydractinia symbiolongicarpus is the source of this 2933-nucleotide messenger RNA. RefSeq names its product contactin-associated protein-like 5. Bases 90 to 2141 code for a protein of 683 amino acids. NCBI's taxonomy places the organism in Eukaryota, Metazoa, Cnidaria, Hydrozoa, Anthoathecata, Hydractiniidae. The record is from RefSeq and is a predicted model, not a curated record. The transcript is spliced from 10 exons.